AUUGCAUCGUCACUUUGUCAGUUACGAUUUCAAAUAAAAAUUAUCUGGUUUCCGAUUAGACUAAUUAUUAUCCACUGCAUCUUGACUGGCCUAAUUGCCAGUUAUCUUUAGACAAAACGAAAAGAAUAUGCAUUAAUUAAACGUUACGCUAAACAUAGUGUUUUUAGAAGCAUUCUGCCAUGUUUAUUGACAUUUCUCCCACAGAGCACGUGAGUCUGCUGGCGCUGGACGCCAGCUCGCACAUCCGCUGGCUGUACCUGCGCUCCAGCUCCUACGUGCGCUUCAUCGGCACCAGGCUCGGGCAAGUCCUCGCCGCCACUCUCUCGAAUGGACAGGACCCGUCUCUCAUCCACAUCAUCGGGAACAGCCUCGGCGGUCACAUCGCCGGGUUUGCCGGGAAAGCCUUUACCUCAAUAACCGGCAAGCUGAUCGGGCGGAUAUCUGGGCUUGACCCCGCUGGCCCGUGCUUCAGCCACGUCCACCCGGACUUGCGACUCAAGCACACGGACGCCGCGUACGUGGACGUCAUACAUACGAAUGCUGGCAUUUUCGGAAUCAGAGAUGCUCUUGGCCACAAGGACUUCUACCCCAACCGAGGCACGAUGCAGCCCAACUGCAUGCUGCAGUCGUGCUCGCACACCCGCUCCUGGCUGCUGUACGGCGAGUCGGUGAUGUUCCCGCGAGCCUUCCCCGCCGUGCGCUGCAAGGACUGGGCGGCGUUCGAGGACGGACACUGCGAACAUGAGAUCAGUUACAUGGGCUACGCGUCCAAAGCAGACGGCGAGACCGGUCUGUACUUCCUGCAGACCGACGGCGACUACCCCUAUGGUCUGGGCCUCGAUGGCGUGCAGUACAAGAACAACGACGGGUUUGUGCAGACUAUCGGGAACUUUUUUGGAUAACAUUAAAAAAACUUUUUAAAAUCCAAGCCUCCUUUUUUACACUGAUAAUCACGAGAAAGGAGAAAUCAGCAGCAAACAAUGUAUUCGAUCAAAUAUUUUAAUAACGGCGAGCGACUGGUUUCGAGCGUAAAAAGAGCAACUUAAAAGUAUUUUAUCAACACUUUCGUAUCUCAACAGUAGAAUUCAGUUUUUUUACAAUAACAUCGGUAUUGUAAAAUAAAAAAAAAACUGAAUUCAACCUUUUUCGAGAUGGCGACUUGUAACAGUCGGUAGGCUAGUGACUAGUCUCGGGUGAAGAAUACCCGGGCCUGUAGCCAAGUGGCACGUUGAUUCUCUUUCUACAAACGCUAACGUUUCGAAAACUAGAAAGUUUGCGAUCGUAGAAGGAAAAUCGACGUGCCACAUGGCUAGAGAUUCAGAUUACACAUAUCAGAUUAGACCCUAUUUAGAAAAAAUAUAAAUUCGAGUUGAAUCCAGUAUUUCUCCGUCUUAUCACAUCUGCGUUACAGGGGUCCUCGUGAAAAUUAAUAAAAUACCAAUUUGAUUUUUUUAUUUUUGUGAAAUAUUAAUAUUAUAGUACAGUGAAAAAAAAAUUCAUGAUAAGGACCUAUAUACUUAUAUAAAGAAAAGU
Bicyclus anynana (squinting bush brown) is the source of this 1533-nucleotide messenger RNA. RefSeq names its product pancreatic triacylglycerol lipase-like. Gene Ontology annotation, molecular function: lipase activity. NCBI's taxonomy places the organism in Eukaryota, Metazoa, Arthropoda, Insecta, Lepidoptera, Nymphalidae. The record is from RefSeq and is a predicted model, not a curated record. Bases 180 to 902 code for a protein of 240 amino acids. The transcript has 4 exons.